Vigna umbellata (rice bean) is the source of this 1293-nucleotide messenger RNA. NCBI's taxonomy places the organism in Eukaryota, Viridiplantae, Streptophyta, Magnoliopsida, Fabales, Fabaceae. The record is from RefSeq and is a predicted model, not a curated record.
CUUUUUAAUAUAUCAAAAGUAGUGUAUUUUAACAGUAGAGGAACAGCACAAAAAAACUUUGCAGAGAAACUGGACUCAAGAACGUCACCUUGGUCCUUCAAAGAAAAUUAAUGUCUACUUCUUCAGUAACGAAUAGUUACAUUAAUAUGGUCCCUACAACAACAUUUGACAUUAAUUUAGUCUCUUAAUUGUAGAAGUUAAUAUCAAUUUAGUCCAUUAACAGCAGAAAAUGACAUCAAUCUAGCUCUGCAAUCUCAGUAUGUAUUUCAUAUCAGUUUUCAUGAUUGAGAAGGGACUAACAUGAUGUCAAACUUAAAAGAAGUUGAAAGAUUCAAUGUUUUUUCAAGACACUUCUACAAUGAUUUCUUUUUCUGUAACUUAGCUUUACUUUGAAGUCUACACACUAGCAAUGAUUUUUGUCUAUGAGGUGGUGAUUCCAUCAUAAUGGUCUGAUUUUUGGUAUUUCCCACAGAUAUCGUGCAAUCACAAGCGCGUAUUAUCGAGGGGCCGUCGGAGCAUUGCUUGUGUAUGAUGUUACCAGACAUGUGACUUUUGAAAACGUGGAGAGAUGGUUAAAGGAGCUUCGUGAUCACACAGAUGCAAACAUUGUAAUCAUGCUGGUAGGGAACAAGGCGGAUCUGCGCCACCUACGAGCGGUGGCGACGGACGACGCAAAGGCAUUCGCCGAGCGAGAAAACACAUUCUUCAUGGAAACAUCUGCUCUUGAGUCGUUGAAUGUUGACAAUGCCUUCACAGAAGUUCUGACUCAGAUAUAUCGUGUUGUUAGUAGGAAGACUCUUGAGAUUGGAGAUGACCCUGCAGCGUUGCCUAAGGGCCAGACCAUCAAUGUUGGCUCCAAGGAUGAUGUCUCAGCUGUCAAAAAGGCUGGAUGCUGCUCUGCAUAAUUUCACAACCCUUUUGCACCACAAUGCUAUAUCUAUUUCUGCAUGAUGAUUCAACCAACCAAGUGAAAGCUUUUAAUACUUACACUUAUCUUUUUAUGUAAUUUCUCCCUCAUAUCUUGCCAAGUUUGUUGUUUUCUUUUUUCUCUCUUUUCUUUUCAUGUAAGCAUGGUUUGUUCAUAGGAAUGAUGUCAUGUUGCCCUUAGAUAUACACAGAAUUUGCUGUUUUGUAUUGAGUGAAAGCUACAUCUGGUUCUUAGAUUGAUUGAUUGAUUCAGAAUUUGUUACAAUCUCAUCAUUCUUUCUCAAAGUUUCCAUUCCACUGGAACAAGACAUAAACUUUGAUAGAUAGUUAGUGUUAUUCAAUCCUGAAAGAGUUAUGGCUUCUUGA